AAAGUAGGACCUCUGAUUGGAGGAAGCCUGCCUUCAGUCACGUGUCUACCACGUGAUAUGCGUCCCCGGGGCUCGACUAUAAAACCCGGCCAUGGAUCGCGAUCCCAAGAAAAGAAGCGAAGCGGAGAAAGGUGGUUCGACUCCCAACGACGGCCGACCAUGAGUACCAUGAAGUUUUGCCGUGAAUGCAACAACAUCCUGUACCCCAAGGAAGACAAGGAGCGGAAGGUCCUCCUCUUCGCUUGCCGCAAUUGCUACCACCAGGAGGUUGCUGACUAUAGUUGUGUCUACAGAAAUGAGGUACAUCAUACUGCAAGUGAACGCACUCAAGUCUUACAGGAUGUAGCAGCUGAUCCAACUCUUCCUCGUACAAAGGCAGUUAAAUGCAGCAAAUGCAAUCAUCCAGAAGCUGCUUUCUUCCAGGCUGCUAGCAGGGGAGAGGAAGGAAUGACAUUGUUUUUUGUCUGCUGCAACCCAAGCUGUGGCCAUAGGUGGAGAGAGAGCUGAGUAGAUACAAAACUUGCAGUUCUAUUAGUCGAUGAUAAAACCAGUUCAUAUAUAGUUGAAGAAGUCUUGUUCUAUUAGAUCAAACUGACAUCUCAAUUUUAAUGAUUGACGAUCAUAAAACAAAAGAUGUAUUUGCUCAUGACAUCCACUGGAAGCUAAUGGCUUACAAAUUUAGAUACGCACUCAUACAAAUUAAUCAGAGGAUUACAAAGUUGACAUGUUUGAGGUUGGUGUUGGGGCUUCACAUGGUAUCGGUUUCCAGCCGCCCCUCCUGCAAGUUUGACUUCGACUACCAGUAGUAAGCUGGUGCGGUGCUGAUUCUGGUGUUACUUGGUAGGUGUUCAUGUGGCCAGACUGGCGCCUGCUGCUUCGCAGAGGCCACGGCGUGCCACCCACCUCCUUGAUCUUGGAACAGUUGCCGAGCCUGGCGGCAGCACGGUUAUAGGCGAUCAGCUUGUCGACGGUGCUCGAUAUGGACCAGACGCCCGACAUCGAGAUACAAGGAAAGGAAGGCUUGCAUGACAGGUGAGAGAGUGAAGUUGAUAAGUAGGAGGGCCAUGUCUCCGGUCAUUGCACCUUCUGCCAACAAAUUGGAGCUCAAGGAGCAACACGAG
Molecule: messenger RNA, 1121 nt
Organism: Musa acuminata AAA Group (dessert banana)
Lineage: Eukaryota; Viridiplantae; Streptophyta; Magnoliopsida; Zingiberales; Musaceae
Product: DNA-directed RNA polymerases II, IV and V subunit 9A-like
Exons: 4
Coding region: 58-507 (149 amino acids)
Biological process (GO): maintenance of transcriptional fidelity during transcription elongation by RNA polymerase II; DNA-templated transcription; transcription-coupled nucleotide-excision repair
Cellular component (GO): RNA polymerase II, core complex
Molecular function (GO): nucleic acid binding; zinc ion binding; DNA-directed RNA polymerase activity
Source: RefSeq, a predicted model, not a curated record